ACCUCACUCCUGCCUGCUUCCUCCUCUUCCCCUUCCCUCCAAUUCCAAGCUUCUCCAGAUCAAUCAGAAAGGGGGACGGAGUAGCAGCCCAGCAAUGGUGCUCUGCAGCUUCUACGCCUCCACCUCCCUUCCCGUCGCCAAGCUGCAGCAGUCCUUCCCCUCCUCCAAGUCCCCCUCCACUGUCGCCGCGACCGCGGUGACCACCGUACCGGCACAGACUGUGACGACGACGACGACAGCGUCCACAGCUGCCGCAGCGCUGUCGCUGCACCUGCCGGAGCUACCGUCGCAGGUGAAGGACAAGAUCCUGAGCCUGGAGCUGAUGGGAGUGGACUACGGGCGCGCGCUGGGGCUGAACCCGGCGCUCCGCGACGCGCCGCCGGAGUCCAUCCACGCGGUGGUGACGUUCCUCCAGUCCCGCGGGCUCCAGUUCAAGGACCUCGGCCGCGUCUUCGGCAUGUGCCCGUCCGUGCUCACCGCCAGCGUCCGCGCCGACCUCCGCCCCGUCUUCGCCUUCCUCUCCGAAGACCUCGGCGUUCCCGAGUCCGCGCACCGCCGCGUCAUCGUCAAGUGCCCCCGCGUGCUCGCCUGCAGCGUCCGCGACCAGCUCCGGCCCGCGCUCAUCUACCUCCGCCGCCUUGGGUUCCGGGACAACCGAGCGCUCGCGCUCCAGGACCCGAUCCUCCUCGUCUCGAGCGUGGAGCGGACCAUGGCGCCCAAGCUGGAGUUCCUGGCUGGGCUGGGCAUGUCCCGGGACGACGCCGUGGCCAUGACGCUGCGGUGCCCGGCGCUUUUCACGUUCAGCAUCGAGCGGAACUACAAGCCCAAGUACGAGUACCUGGUGGCGGAGAUGGGCGGCGGUGUGGAGGACAUCAAGGCGUUCCCGCAGUACUUCGCCUUCAGCCUCGAAAAGCGGAUCGUGCCGCGCCACCGCGCCGCGGCGGAGGCCGGCGUCGCGCUACCGCUGCCGGACAUGCUCAAGGCGACCGACGAGGAGUUCAGGGAGAUGCUCGAGAAGGAACAGAAGCUGCAGGAGCAGGCAACAACCGACUGAGUGCGUGCUUUGUAUCCUUACCGAGCUAGUACAGCAUUUGCACCUGAUCGGAGGAAUUCAACCGCCGUUCAUGACGGCAGCCAAAUAGCCCAUUGAUUUCGGUAACUAGUCUGUACAUAUGCAAUGACAUCAAUUUGGUGUUCAUCAUGGCUCCUAGUUCCCGAGAGGUGACAUUUCAUUCUACAAUUGUAAGCACUGAGCAGUCGUGUGUUCUGUAUCUAUGUAUAUAUGUAUGUAUAGUCCUCGACUCCUAGACGUACGUACGUGUGUGUGUAUUAUUGUUCCACUUACAGGACGUAGGUUGUAAAUGAAGUGAAAAGCUCCGGUGAAAAACACAGGGAUAUUGCAAAGGUCUAAUUCAGGUGUAGUCUUGUGCUGUAAUCUCACAAAGUGUAAAUCACAGAGAGUUUAUUUGGGGUACUAAUACUAACGAGGAAAAAGUUUCAUA
This is a messenger RNA of Phragmites australis (common reed), 1502 nucleotides long. Its product is annotated as transcription termination factor MTEF1, chloroplastic. The record is from RefSeq and is a predicted model, not a curated record. The transcript has a single exon. Lineage: Eukaryota; Viridiplantae; Streptophyta; Magnoliopsida; Poales; Poaceae. Bases 95 to 1054 code for a protein of 319 amino acids. Gene Ontology annotation, biological process: regulation of DNA-templated transcription. Gene Ontology annotation, molecular function: double-stranded DNA binding.